Molecule: messenger RNA, 584 nt
Organism: Aspergillus caelatus
Lineage: Eukaryota; Fungi; Ascomycota; Eurotiomycetes; Eurotiales; Aspergillaceae
Exons: 1
Coding region: 217-513 (98 amino acids)
Source: RefSeq, a predicted model, not a curated record
AUGUGAACCGGCAACAUUGCUCGUUCGUGGGCCCCAGAUAACAAACCUAGUGAUUAAGUAUCUUUAUUAAACAUAAUGGCGGAUCGCAAAGGAGACCGCAAAUCCCUUACAGAAAGAGACUGAGUGACACACAUCCUGAAAGAAGAAGGGGGGUAUGAGCGACAUAUGGAAAGAUGGGUAUUGAGUGAUUGGAUGUGAUAGUGUGAAGCGCCAACCAUGGAGAAGGUUGAAGUGCGAUGGAGAUCCUCCCGUUCUGUGGCUCUAUUGGUGCAAGUUACGCGCCCAUCUGCACAUCCGAUCACACUCCAAUUACUGGACCACUGGCUUGCCAGACCUCGAUUUCUGGCGUUAGUUUUGAUUUUCGGGGUCUUAGCACAAAUAGGAUUGAAGUGCUUCGUAUAUCUUCAGGAUUGGUGUGGUGAUUGGAACGUUCUCUAUAUUACCACAUCCGUUCUUACACCCUACAUAUCCAUAUACCUAGUAGUAUCACUUGCACACUUAGGGCAAAUUUAAGGACCGUACUGCUCACUGUGAUUGGCUAGAUCCUGUCCCCUACCUACUGUGUACUACAUCAUUUAUUUCUG